UGGAUAAACGCAAGAUGAGUGGUACACGUUUCGCCCGUACGGGGCGAUGUCGUUUCUUGGUUUGUUUUGCCAUACUCGUUCUGAUGGUGGGUAUGGUGGUCAUAUUCCAUAGCUCUCAAAUACAAUUGGAUGAGACAAGGGAACAACGUCUGCACUGUGAACAACAGCAAGAGGCGCUAAAUGAGCGGUUGACAUCUUUGGUCGAACAAAAAUUCCACUUGGAAAAAAGUCAGGAACGUGAACGUACCGAAUUUAUGGAAACCAAACGUAAUCUGGAACAAAAACUGAAAAAUCUUGAUGAAAAAUAUCAAAAGGAACAGGUGGAGGCACAAAUGCGUUAUGACAAACUGGAACAGGCCCAUAAGCUACUGCAAAGUAAACACAAGGAUCUUAAGGAUGAAAGUGCCAAGGCAAAUAAACAACAUUUGGAAAAUAUAAAUGGUUUGGAAAAGAAGGUGCAAUCACUGAAAUCCGAAUUGAAUAAAGAAAAAUCAAAUAAAUCCGGGGAGGUGUAUAUGUGGAAGGAAAAAUACAAUACAGCUGAACAGGAAAAACAACGUUUGGAAAAUCUCUUCUCUGCCACAGAGACCCAACAACAAAUGGAUCGCCUAAAAGAGCUGGAAACACAACUAAAAGAAUAUCAAAGCCAUUGUGAUUAUAAAUCACGAAAUCCCCUAUUUCCCCAAUCCAUAAACCCAGACAACAUUCCCAGUACCGCCGCCAGUCCGAAGACAUUCAACGUACAGGAGCCAGUGAGUGAUGGCGUUUACCGUAUCUCGGUAAACACAACUAGAAAUAAUACAUUAAACGAUAUAAAAAAUAAUAAAAAUAAGGCAGGCGAUUUUGGUGUUGGUGAUGAAAUAGGACCUCGCAAUACAAAACAAACUAAAACAACAACUACUACUCCUACUACUACUAAACAAGAUACACAAUUCAAUACUAAUCCAGUGUUUAAGCCUCUGAUAAACAAACAUUAUAAUGGUAGUUUAAUACUAAAUUCCGUUGAAAAUUUUCAGAUUGUUCCCAAGCCCAUGAAAAGAAUAGCCGACGAUCAGCAGCAGCCGGAAGAGGAACAACAACAACGACGAGAGGAACAUAAACAAGCAGCACCCUUGGGAGCACCCAAACAUAAUAAAUCAGCCGCAUCGUCUUCGUCACCAGCAGGAAAAUCCGAACCUCAAAUGGCAGCCGCUGCAAUAAAUAAUGCCACAUCGGCCAAUACCAGGACAGCUCGCGAUAAUGCCCUUAGCAGCAGUACAAGUAGCAACUCACCACCCCUAGCUCUACCACCCAAUCAAAAGAAAUUACCCGAAAAUGUUGCACCAUAUCCAGAACAUUUCGAAGAUUUAUUACAGAAAUCAAAUAAUGAACAAUCGAAAAAUGCCGAAGAAGAGGCCAAUAAUAAAAAUGAAGAAAAUCUUGCCAAAGCAGCUGCCGCUGGCAGCUUAAAGUCUUCUCACAACAAUAAUGACAACAACAAUAAUAAUAAUAAUUAUGAUUUUGGUGCCGAUGAUCCCAACAAUGAUGAUGAUCUCAUGGGUGGCCCUGGUGGUCUCAUGGCUGCUGAUAAUGAAAUGAUGGAUGGUGGUGGUGGUGCUGCUGCUGCCGGUGAUAUUGCCGUCAAAAACAAUCAACAAUUGUUGGAUGAUAAUUUAAAGAAUGAAGUUGCCGAAGAUCAGGGUAAAGAAUUUGAUGGUUUACGCUUGGAUGAAGGUGAAGGUGGUGCUAUGGAAGAAGAUGAUGAUGAUGAUUAUUCAAAUCCAUCAGCUAAAAGGAAAGCUGAUAAAGCUAUACGCCAUUAAAUCGAGCUAUGAUCGA
Messenger RNA from Musca vetustissima, 1818 nucleotides. RefSeq names its product myb-like protein X. The transcript has 4 exons. Lineage: Eukaryota; Metazoa; Arthropoda; Insecta; Diptera; Muscidae. The record is from RefSeq and is a predicted model, not a curated record. Bases 15 to 1802 code for a protein of 595 amino acids.